UGUCAGUAUCAAAGCGAAUUCUCAGUGAGUUAGUCGUGUUCUAAUAUUUUAUUAAGUACACUGUGGUCGUGAGUGUUACUCCAUCAUGGGUGGCCGUGAAGUAAACAAAGAUUUACAAAAAGAAAGACAGAAAUGUACAUUUGACAUAGCGGAGAUGACGACGAUUUUUUAUGGAGGGCCGCAGAAAAACUUUAACCGGAAAAAAAGAGAUAGUGUGAUGUUGAUUGGUGCAGAAGAAUUCAGCAAAGAUAUACCAGACGAUUAUUUGAGUCAUAAGGAACUUUACGAGGAUGGUAUAAAGAAAUCAGUGGCCAUAUUUAGUUUGGUACGACAAAUGCAGAGGGAGGGAUUUACUAGUAUAAGUGAUUAUAGAGAUGCACUCUCAGGCUUAUUGGGUUCCGCUGUGCUUCGUGAUGGGUCCGCUAUAGCUUUACAUUACCUAAUGUUCAUACCAGCAAUAAUGAACCAAGGCAACGAGGAGCAGCAAACUCAAUGGUUACCGCGAGCUUGGGACUUCAACAUUCUUGGCAGUUAUGCGCAAACCGAGUUAGGACAUGGUACGUUUAUUAGAGGCCUGGAAACGACCGCAACCUACGAUCCAGCUACAAAGGAGUUCAUAUUGAAUACUCCCACCUUUAGUUCUUAUAAAUGGUGGGCUGGUGGAUUGGGUCAAACAGUGAAUUAUUGCAUUGUGGUAGCACAGUUGCACACGAAAGGUGAAUGCCACGGUAUCCACUCAUUCAUAGUCCAAGUGAGGGACGAGGAAACUCAUUUACCCCUACCCGGCGUCAAGAUCGGCGAGAUUGGACCAAAACUGGGACUCAACGCUGUAAAUAAUGGAUUCUUGGGGUUGAAUAAUGUCAGAAUACCAAGAACUCAGAUGCUCAUGAAACAUGCACAGGUUUUAGAGGAUGGCACAUACGUGAAGUCCAGAAAUAGCAAGUUGAAUUACGGCGCCAUGGUGUUUGUAAGAGUAGUUAUUGUCUUUGAUAUGAUAAACUACUUAAUUAGGGCUAUAACAAUAGCUGUACGCUAUUCCGCUGUCCGCAGGCAGUCACAAUUAAAAGAAGGUGAACCAGAAGUACAAAUAUUGGAUUAUAUAAUGCAACGGCAUAGACUAUUUAUUGGGAUAGCAGCGAGCCACGCGUACAGGAUAAUUGGUAGUAAAUUAUGGGACACAUUUCACGAUGUUCAGGAGCAGCUUGUUGGUGGAAACUUGGAUCGGUUGCCGGAGUUACAUGCACUGGCGUGUUGCCUGAAAGCUGUAUGUACUUCUGAUAUUACGGCAAUCGUCGAAAACUGCCGCAGGGCGUGCGGUGGCCACGGAUACAUGAGGUCUUCGAAUCUGCCCACGCUGUACGGUAUGGUUACCGCCGCUUGCACUUAUGAGGGAGAAAAUAAUGUGCUGUUACUGCAAACUGCCAGGUUUUUGGUCAAGACUUGGCAACAAAUAGACAAACAGGAGUUAACUCCAACCGUGUCUUAUUUGAAAACUGCAAACGUCUUUGCUGACAAAUGGGUGAAUAGUGUGGAUGGAAUCAUUCAUGGCCUUCAGGUAGUGGCUGCGGGUAAAAUAAAGUCAUGUGUGGAAAAUAUGAAGAAGCGCCUGGACUCAGGCAUGUGUUAUGAAGAUGCAUGGAACACGACAUCUGUGCAAUUAGUUGCUGCGGCUGAGGCACAUUGUCGAGUGAUCAUCAUUUCCACCUUCCACGAGGAGGUAUCAAGACUGUUGCCAACAGUAUCAGAGCUACUGCGGCCAGUGCUCGAGCAAUUGGUGGAAUUGUACGCCGUUUAUUGGGCUUUGGAAAAAUUGAGUGAUUUACUUUUGUAUACGGCAAUAGAAAAAAAAGACGUGGAAAGUCUUCAAUAUUGGUACGAAGAGUUGCUGAGGGAAAUUCGACCUAAUGCCGUUGGGCUAGUGGAUGCUUUUGACAUACCAGACAUUAUGCUGAACUCCACACUGGGCGCGUACGACGGGCGCGUGUACGAGCGCCUGAUGGAGGAGGCCCUCAAGAGCCCCCUCAACGCGGAGCCCGUCAACAGCUCCUUCCACAAGCACCUCAAGCCGUUCAUGCAGGGGAAACUGUGAUUUGAAAUUUCUAUGAUGAAGGCGGCUUAGAAACUCUUGAUGCCAGAGGGAGUCAUCCCGACAGGGGAAUUAACUAAUGUUCCACUAAUUCUAAUACUUAUUUUUACAAAAUCACCCGAAAUUAAAUACCUGUACAAUGACGGACCGAAAAGGAAUAGGAAUCCGAAACCUCAAAAAAAAAAAAACAGAUAAAAAUGAGUAAGUUUGGUACUGAACAAUUUUCCUCGAGGAUAUUUAGGGUUGCCCUUAGUCUGUCUGGCAUACUUGAGCAUAUUUUGAUGGCGCCCUCUU
Molecule: messenger RNA, 2380 nt
Organism: Galleria mellonella (greater wax moth)
Lineage: Eukaryota; Metazoa; Arthropoda; Insecta; Lepidoptera; Pyralidae
Product: probable peroxisomal acyl-coenzyme A oxidase 1
Exons: 13
Coding region: 86-2089 (667 amino acids)
Biological process (GO): lipid homeostasis; fatty acid beta-oxidation using acyl-CoA oxidase
Cellular component (GO): peroxisome
Molecular function (GO): acyl-CoA oxidase activity; fatty acid binding; FAD binding
Source: RefSeq, a predicted model, not a curated record